GAAUAGGAACAGUAAUCCGGAUGGAAAUCCGUAAAAGCGCGGUACCAAAGCCGCACGAUAAGCGGGAGACUCUGCUCCAGAUUCAUCAUGAUGCUCGAUUUGAGUCCUUUUAUAAACCAGCAGAAGCACUAUCGCCUGUCAAGCCUUGUGUGUUUUACUAAAUCCACAGAAGAAACUGCAGAGAAUCCAAUUGAUUAGUUUAUAAUACUUACAAAGUACAACAAUGCUGGUUCACGAGUCCUUUGUCGACCUGCCGACCUCGCUCGGCACCACGAUGCGUGUUUACACGUUCACGCCUUUCAUCCCGGGUUAUCCCAAGGCUAAAUUCCCCGGUGUGGUGUGCUAUUCUGAAAUUUACCAGGUUACGGGCCCGGUUGCUCGUUUGGCGAAACAAAUUGCUAGCCAGGGCUUCAUCGUCGCUGCGCCUUCAGUAUACCACAACUUCGUCGGCCCCGAGCCUCUUGCCUACGACACCGCCGGCACAGACGACGGCAACCGCUACAAAGUCGAGAAGCCGGUCGAGUCCUACGACGAAGACGCAAAGCUGACAAUAGACUACCUCACCAGUCUGCCGAUCUGCAACGGCCGCGUCGGCGCCACGGGCAUGUGUCUCGGCGGCCACCUCGCGUUCCGCGCCGCAUUCGACAAGCGCGUCAAGUCCGCUGUCUGCUGGUUCGGGACUGAUAUUCACUCUGGAACGCUGGGACAGGGCGAUGACUCACUUGCGCGCGCGAAGGAUAUUAAGGGAGAGCUGAUUAUGAUUUUUGGAACUCGUGAUCCUCAUGUUCCCGUCGAGGGCCGCGCGCUGAUCCGCGAUACUCUUAACAAAGCUGAUGUUUUCUUCAGCUUCUGGGAGGUCGCUGGUGCUCAGCACGCCUUUGUACGCGACGAAAACUCAAGAGAGCGAUAUGACGCAGCAGUCACCAGGAUCGGAAUGACGAUGCUCAUCGAGCUGUUUAACCGCACCCUCAAGCUUGAUCUCGGCGAGACCGACGGUCUUGAGGUUGAGGUUGCCGAUGUCUGCUAAGUGGCUUUUUGGAUGGUUGGUGUACUACUAGUAAUGCUGGGACGAGUCGAUUUUGGAAAUCAUGAAACUAAGACAGACGUGU
Myxozyma melibiosi is the source of this 1109-nucleotide messenger RNA. RefSeq names its product dienelactone hydrolase family protein. The transcript has 5 exons. Lineage: Eukaryota; Fungi; Ascomycota; Lipomycetes; Lipomycetales; Lipomycetaceae. The record is from RefSeq and is a predicted model, not a curated record. Gene Ontology annotation, molecular function: hydrolase activity. The coding region runs from base 224 to 1027 and encodes 267 amino acids.